GACCUCAUGGUUUUGCUUGUGCAGGGAACGAUUUGAAGAAAGUCUUGACUUCAACCGACGACGCCGUUCUUUUGGAAAUCAAGGUUGUGCUCAGAUAUUUUGGCCGGCCGAGUCUUCAAAAAUAGGGGAGGACGGCCCACGUUCUUCUCCGCUACGACCCGACUUAUAUGACCUUCUCGGCGGCAGAAAAUAUCCCAGUUCUGAAGGGUGAGGAGUUUCUUAUCGCCCUUAUCUUGACCGAUUUCAAAAAUUUGACGCAAGUCAGUUUCGAGGGGUCCGAUUCGGAACGACCAAAAGUAGCUGAGGUUGCCGAGUCUGAUCAGUCCGAAACUGAAGUCGACAAGGCUUUGAAGUUAGCCUUUGAGGAAGCCGGCCUCAACUCAGCCGACCCUCCGUCCACUUCGGGCGGAGAGGACCUUCCACUUGACGAUAUUUUUCACGGUCUAGAGGACCUUCCUGGUGCGUACCCCAAAGAUAUGGUUGGGUUAAGCCUCACACAACUUGCCAAGAAGGCGAACGCGAAAAUGAUGGCAGCACGGCGAAGGGUAGAGGCCAUUUGAGCUGGAGUGCCUCCUGCUACCGAAUCUCAGCCCCCUUUGCCUAUUAUUGAGGAGGGAACGGCAGAAAAAUGAAGUGCCGAGGCCAAGUUGGUUGUGCAGGCCGAUCAAGAGGCUGAACAAAGGGCAGAGAAGCGCCCUGCCAAGGUUUAGGCCGGCUCAGAAGAUAAUCGCACCGACAAACGACCUCGUUUAGAGGAAUCGGAUGUGAUCGUGCCUUUCGUAAUUCAACCGAAGAUAAAAAAACACGCCGAUCCCCUGUGAUGCUUCGUUAAUUAAAGAUCCAGCGGUCGCUCUCAGCAUGGCUACGUCCGUUUCACUGUCGGCUGACAAGGCAGCUUUCCGGGUGGAGCCGGAUCUGGUUGCAAUAGCAUUGGCUGCGCAGUCGGCACUUUUGACCGUCGAAAGGAUAGUAGAGAUGGGCCGUCGCCAUCACGACGCCAUCGAACAGCUCGACCGUCUUCAAACGGGAGUUGAGGGCCAAAGGAGCAGGGCCGAAUUCGAGGCUUUAAGGGCGAAGAUGGAAGGCGCAUGGGCCGAGGCCGAAAUGGAGAGGGCACGGAAUACGGAUGAACUGAGGUUAUCCACCGAGAAGAGGGCGGACGCGAGCAAAGAGGCGCUGAAAUUGGCCCAGGAGGCGGUCUCCAAGCUGGAGCCUGAGUUGGAGGAAGUAAAGAAGGCGAAGGAAGCAGCCGACUUAGAGACUUCUAAGGCAUUCGAGGCCGAGAAAAGUGCUGCCUUCGCCGAAUAUGUAGACGAAGUCCCCAAAUUUGAAAAUUGGGGAUUCAAACACGGCUGGCUCAAAGCUCUUGCUGCUGCUGAUGUGACAUUGGCUAUGCCAAUUCCAUACGAGCAAGUGGAUAUUGAGCUGCAAGAGUCUGACUCUGAGGAUUAAUUUGGGCCACACCUUUUUUGUUGUUUUAUUUUUUGAAUGUAUUUUUACAAUUUUUUGUUUGGUAAUGUUCAUGUGUAAAAUGGCUACAAUUUGUGCCCAAUUUCCUAAUGAAAAUUUCCUUUUUUGCCUUGCUCUUAUCUGUGCUGAAUUUUGUUAUUGAUGAAUGAUAUUGCUUUUGCGUGCAAAAUGGCUGCACUUUGUUUUUAAUACCAAGUAUUGAUUGGCAUUGGGUUUAAAUAUUUGGCCGAUCAUAUUAAUAAAUCUGCCCUUGCCCCAGCCAAUGCACGAGCUUUAUAAGCCGAAUAGAACUAGUUCGUGGAAUGACUGCGGCAUAGAUCGAUUGGUAUUGGGCUUAAAUACUUGGUCGAUCAGAUUAAUAAAUCUUCCCUUGCCCCAGUCAGUGCACGAGCUUCAUUAGCCGAAUAGGUCUAGUUCGUGGAAUGGCUGCGGCAUCCGUUGAUCGGCGUUUGGCUUAAAUAUUUGGCCGAUAAGAUUAGU
Molecule: messenger RNA, 1950 nt
Organism: Camellia sinensis
Lineage: Eukaryota; Viridiplantae; Streptophyta; Magnoliopsida; Ericales; Theaceae
Source: RefSeq, a predicted model, not a curated record